GCUGGUUGCGCGCGAGUAGGAAGUGGUGAGGAGAAGUAGAGAUGGCUACGCUUGCCCCGCUGCCUCCGCUCCCCCCACAGUUUAAGAGCAUACAGCAUCAUCUGAGGACGGCUCAGGAGCAUGACAAGCGGGACCCUGUUGUGGCCUAUUACUGCCGUUUAUAUGCAAUGCAAACUGGAAUGAAGAUUGACAGUAAAACUCCUGAAUGCCGAAAAUUUUUAUCAAAGCUAAUGGAUCAAUUAGAAGCUCUUAAGAAACAGUUGGGUGAUAAUGAAGCUGUUAGUCAAGAAAUAGUUGGCUGUGCCCAUCUGGAGAAUUAUGCUUUGAAAAUGUUUUUGUAUGCAGAUAAUGAAGACCGGGCUGCACGAUUUCACAAAAACAUGAUCAAGUCCUUCUAUACUGCAAGUCUUUUAAUAGAUGUCUUAACAGUGUUUGGAGAACUCACUGAUGAAAAUGUGAAACACAGAAAGUAUGCAAGGUGGAAGGCAACGUAUAUCCAUAAUUGUUUAAAGAAUGGAGAGACUCCUCAAGCAGGGCCUGUUGGAAUUGAAGAAGAUAAUGAUGUUGAAGAAAACGAAGAUGUUGGAGCAACCUCUCUGCCCACACAGCCACCUCAGCCGUCAUCGUCAGCCUACGACCCCGGCAACAUGCCGCCAAGCAGCUAUACCGGGAUACAGAUUCCUCCCGGUGCCCACGCGCCGGCCAACACCCCGGCAGAAGUGCCUCACGGCGCAGGUGUAACAACUAAUACCAUCCAACCUACUCCACAAACUAUUCCGGCCAUUGAUCCUGCGCUUUUCAGUACAGUUUCCCAGGGGGAUAUCCGUCUUACACCGGAGGACUUUGCUAGAGCUCAGAAAUACUGCAAAUAUGCUGGCAGCGCUUUGCAGUAUGAAGAUGUCAGCACUGCUGUGCAGAAUCUUCAGAAAGCCCUCAAGUUACUGACUACAGGCAGAGAAUAACACCUUUGCACAGCAGAUCCGUGCAUUUUUGGCAUAAAGAACUAACGUCCAUUACUCUAUCUUCAGCAUUUCAGGAGCACAGUUCUAAGGAAGAUUUCAGUUCCAUUGCCUCUAACAGUGAAAUCUGUGUCUGUGUAUCAGAUUCCUGUUGAAGCAUUCAUCAGCAGCCUCAACCAGUUUUCAUUGCCCAUUUAGUGGAUCCAGUAAUCUCUGGGUAAAUAGGGCUGAUGUUAGCAAGACCCUAAAUCUGCCCAUUGAACGCUGCUUGAAAAAAUGAAAAUACAGUUCUAUAAAAUGUAAUGGGCAUAAGCUUUGUAUCUUAAUUUACAUAAAUUAAGGAAUAUUUUAAUCUAUAAUUUGGACAGAUUACUUUGCUAUAAAACUCUAAAUUUCACAUUUAAUAAAAUCUGCCAGAAUAUUAUAGAUUAGACGUGUUUUUUGUUUUCAUCAGAAAUUACAAAACAAAUAUGAACAUCCUAAACUGUUAGAUGAAUCUGAAAGAGAUUGUGUUCAAAAUUCAAUUUAUAUUAUGUUAAAUAUUACUACAUUAAAAGUUAAAAUUUUUAUGGAAAGAAGUAAGGUAAAGAGGUAGAAUCACUUUUAGACUUAAGAAUAAUGUUGGUUUCCUAACUGCUUUCCCUUAUCCAUUGAAGCUUAAGAUGAAUUGGUAUUUGCUUCAUAGGCAGUUUGACUGCAUGUAUUAGAGAAUGAAAAAACACUUUAGUAAUGCCUGGAAACUUGGUGCUUUAAGUUAAGAUUCUCCUCUGCUGCUACAGAAUGGAUUCUCUAGAGUGAAUAGCUAUGAAUGAUGCAGAAGAUUAUAAGAAAUUAGAUUCUCAGUUGUUACAUUUAUAAGUUUUGUCACCUGCAUUUUUGCUCUGUAAAAAAAAAUAAAUCCCUGGAUUCUUUUUACUAGUUCGACUUACUACAGAGCCAGAUGUCUGUUUUGAUUUGCAUGCUAGAAUUGUCAUAUUUUUAAGUCAUUACUUUUAGUGACAGGAAUAUGAUAUUUCUGUAAUAAGAAUUUUCUUGAUGAUAGAGAUAUAUUUGGCAAAUUUACCUGUAAUUUAUCUGGUUCAUUUCAUUUAUUCCACAAAGACUGAAGUACUUUAACAUAUGGGUUAGCGUACGAUGGUCCAUGGAUUGGCCACUUGUUGUGUAAAUAAAGUUUUAUUGACUCGA
This is a messenger RNA of Pteronotus mesoamericanus, 2144 nucleotides long. It is a transcript of the gene VTA1, whose product is annotated as vesicle trafficking 1. Gene Ontology annotation, cellular component: multivesicular body. NCBI's taxonomy places the organism in Eukaryota, Metazoa, Chordata, Mammalia, Chiroptera, Mormoopidae. The transcript is spliced from 8 exons. The record is from RefSeq and is a predicted model, not a curated record. The coding region runs from base 42 to 962 and encodes 306 amino acids. Gene Ontology annotation, biological process: late endosome to vacuole transport via multivesicular body sorting pathway.